AUGAAAAAAGGAAAAUAUGGUACAGAUUACUAUACAUUUAGCUUCCAAACAUCUCCAGAUAAGUUUGCUAAAGUCAUCGGCUUUGACCAGAAAACCCACCAGCACUUUAUUCACUUUGAGAAAACAAAGUCACCUUCUAAAAUAUUGAGUGCCAGGGAAGAUGAUGGCCAAAUCUUCAUAAACCAGUACACCUCACUCAUUAAAGCUAAUUCAAGUGAUGUCAAUUUUGAUCCAUGCAAAGAGCAUUCUCCUGCAGGCACUUCAUCAUCAGCCAACCUCCUUGACUCAUCUGCCACAGAUAUUACAUUACAACAGCUUGACAAACUAACACGAAACCAAAGAGUGAACGUAAAGGCAACCUUAACAAUGGGUUCUUUGGAGCCAAAAGAACUUGUCAAAAGAAAUGGUUCAAAAGGGAGGGUAAAAGAAGACUGUGUUCUCGAAGACAAAACAGGCAGUACCAUCAUCCAUCUUUGGGAUGACACUAUUACAGCGUUGACCACUGGACAAAGCUAUGACAUAAAGAAUCUCAGUGUCAAAAACUUCAAUGGGAAGACGCACCUUGGAACAACAACAGAAACCACGUUCACUCCGAUAGAUACCCUACUGAAAGACAUAAAAGGAAAAGGGUUGUUAACCAACAUUAAAAAGACAAUAACAGUAGAGGAAUUUAAAUUCACAGAUAAAGUAAACACCUUCAUGGUUUGUCAGAUUCCAAACUGCAAAAAGAAAAUGCCAUAUGCUGUUGAUUGCAAAGUCAUUACUUGUGCUAGUUGUGGCACCUGUCAAAAUGUCAAAGCAUGUGAAAAGGGCAUGUCUGCACAUUUAUGUGCACAAAUCGAUGGUAAAGAUGUCUGGCUGACAGCCUUUACGGACGUCAUGAAAAUGUUGAUCAACAAAGUAGAUCUGUCAUGCAACAACACAACAGAUGAACUCAAAGAAGGACUACUUAACCUGGAAAAUGUGAAAUUACUAAUAGAUUCUACAUCAAACUUUAUACUGGAUGUUUUAGAAUACACCCGUCCACAUUAAUUGAAACUUUUGUUACAACAAAGAUCAGUAGCACGAUCCAGGGUGGCAAAGCAUGUUUACGAAAACCAUAUUGAGCAAAAAAAUAUAUAUUUCAAACAAAACACUUUAAAACUUAUAUAUCCUGUUAGAUAUAGUUAACCUCUUUGUAUUAAACCAAAAAUCGUGGUAAUAGAGGAAGAAUUUAUUUUUUUAUGGAUUUUAGUAUUCAGAAAAGUGAGGCGAAUUCUUAUGUAACGCGUAACAUAAUCUGACAAAGCAUCAAACAUAUUCAAAAAUUUCUUACUUAAAAAUUUAAAAUUUCAAAAUAAUUUUGACUUAGAAAUACACUAGAAACAUAGACUUUUCAAUAAAAUAGUUAAAAUUGGAACACUGAAUUGUAAUAUUCGCGCUACGAAACAAUUUUCUCGGCGACCGAACAUGUAACGCUGUUUAUACAAUAUUGUACUAUACUUCAUAGUCACCAAGAUUUUGUCGCAAAAAAAGCUCAAAUCAGUUUAAAAAAAUACAUACAAUAAUUCUCAGAUGAUUUAUUUUCUGUAUACAAAUUUUUAUUCCAUUUAAUUCAAAGACAGCGUAAAAAAUCCAAAAAGUCUGAAUCGCGAACACAUAAAAUGCAUAGAAAAUUUACCUUAAAAUUAUUUAUCCUCAUCUCCAAAAAGGUCUGUGAUAGCCGCGCUUAAAAUGAAAUUGCUCUUCAACUAGCAGAUCUGUCAUUCUCAAAUUCUAAACUUUCUAUCGGUACCAAAUGUUCACGAAUCUAACUCAAUUUAACAUCUAAAUUUAUGUCUUUUUUGAAUCGCGAACAUAUUCGAUCUUGGAACAGUAUUGUUUGCAUUGGUGUAUCAGUUUACACGCGCAAAAUAGUGGCAGUUUUAGAAAUCUUCGCAUCUAAACUUCGCUUCUUCCUCGCUUACAACAACCUUGUACAUUACAUCUAGAGGGGGUAUACAACAAUUAAUUGAUAUACACCCAUGAACAAACGAUCGUUUGAGACUGGAAAUUACUAGAGAACGUGACUUCCCUAGCGUGACUUCUUCCGUCGAGAAUUUACACGCUUCGCUUGCGAAAUAUUCAAUGGAAAACAAAAAAUAUUCUGCUGAUCAAUGGAGAAAAAAAAAAGAAGAAAAAGCUUAAACAACAAAGGGAAUACUAUGAAAGAAACAAAGAAGUUCUUGCACAAAAAGCAAGAGAAAGAAUGCGCUUGCUUCGAAGAAGCAAAAAAAAAACGCGACAGUCGCCGCAGUGAAAACACGCACAUCUGCACAAAAGGCUGAUGACAAAAGAGCCAACCGUGAGCGGAAUGCUGCAUCAGCUACCAAGAAGAAGGUUUUGAAGCAAAGAGAAAAAAGAGAGGGAAGAGAAAAAGCGACAGCAAACUCGAGAAAGGGUUCGAAAACUUCGUCAGAAUAGAAAAGAGUCAUCAUUUGCGCAACCGAAACCUGAAGUCAACAUCACCACACCAGCUUUUAGUUCAAGGAUGGCAAAAAAAAAACGUGCAAAGGACAAGGUGUCCCCUGCCUUACCUCAAACCCCCGCAAAAAAGGCUGAAAUUCUUCAAAACCUUGCAAGUACUCCUCGCACAAGGAAGAUUCUUGAAAAAAAGAAGUUCGUGAGACCAGUUGAGGAGCAACAAAAUAUCGAAGCAAUGGAGUGUUUGGUAGAAGAUUUGGCAGAAGGAUUGUCCAAAGUCAAAAAAGCUAAGUCGACUGAUGAAAGAGCAGCUUAUAACUGUACGCGCUCUUUGGCUUUUGGAUCUUCUGUCAAAAAAAACAAGCACCAAACACGGAUUGCCAAGAUGAUGGGAGUAAAAAGAAGCCAGGUGUCCAAAGCUAUCAAACAUAGAGAAAGAGUUUUGAAGGGUGAUGAGGCCUGCUGGUUGAGCACAAAAAGAAAUGUCAGGUGUGACGCGAUUAAAGAAGAAGAUAAGCGUGUUAUCUACGAUUUUUGGACCCUACAAGCAAGUCGACCCACUGGAUCCAAAAGAGACAAGAUGCGGCAACGAAUUGGCAAAAAGGAGUAUGUGGAGCACGCAAAGCAUAUCCUUGAAAAGACUCAAACAGAGUGUUUCAAAGAAUUCCAGGAGCUACAUCCCGACAUAAAAGUGAAACAACGAAGAUUUGAGCAGUUGAAGCCUUUCUUUGUUACUGGAGCUAGAGAGAGAGAUAGACAAUCUUGCUUGUGUAGGAAGCAUGUAGAAUGCAAAAUUGUAUUUGAUUCUUGCAUGAAAUAUCGAAAAUCCAUACAAAAUAAUGAAGUUCAAGCCUUUAAUUUUCUCACUGAAGCUGUGGAAUCCACAUUGUGUGAAAAGCCAGAAGACUCCAGCUAUUCCUCUCUAGACUGCCUGACAAGGAGCUGUGACAAGUGUGGGGUGAAGAACUUCAAGACAGCAGCUGAAGAAAUGUCUGAAACUGAAGUCAAGUGGAAACGAUAUGAAUACAUAACGUACAAAGAUAACAAUGGCGAGGAAAAAAGGAAAAUCCACUUGGUCCAAAAAGAAACUCCUGUCAAAGAGAUGUUUGACUAUUUCCAGCAACUCCUGAAAGAUUAUCCCUACCAUUCAUUUAUGGCCAAAUGGCAAAAAAGAACAGUUUGAUCAUUUAAUGACAAACCUGCCUCUCAACCAUAUCAUCUGUGUGCAUGAUUUUUCUGAGAAUUACACUUGCAGAUCACAAGAUGAAAUUCAAUCAGAGUAUUUCGAUCCUGUGAAAGUCAGCAUUCAUGUGUCAAUUGUCUAUCGCCAUGCUGAUAUUGACAUUGAUGGCAAAGCAAGUACAGAACAAGACCCUGUCCUCAUCAAAGAGCACAUCUUUGCCCUUUCAGAAGACAACACUCAAGACUACCAUUUUGUACACCACACCCAAGGCCUAAUACUGACGUACCUUAGGAAUGAGGUCAAAGUGAAAGUAGACAAAGUUCAUGAAUUCACUGAUGGGUGUGCUGGACAAUACAAAUCUAAGCACACUUUUGGUGAUUUGUCAUGUUCUUUGUCUGACUUUGGGUGUCAGGUGGACCGGCAUUUCUUUGAAACCUCUCAUGCAAAAGGAGAGCAAGAUGCAGCAGGUGCUAAUGUCAAACAACGUGCUACUCUUGCUGUGAUUCGAAGAGAAGCAUCCAUCAAGUCUGCAAAGGAGCUCUAUGAGUAUCUGAAGGACAAGUUCUCUUUGCCAUCUUCAACCAACAGCAAAACCACCUUAAACAAGAGAGUAUACUUCUACAUUCCACUAAAUGGAGAAGGAGCUGUUGACAGAAACAGAAUUGGCCGCACUUUUAAAGAGCUAAAAGGGAUUAGAAAAAUCCACUCUGUAAAAACAACUUCUCAGCAAUGUAAGGUGAAGACAAGGCUAAGAAGCUGUAUGUGCAUUGGUUGUUUAACUGACAUGGACUGUGAAAAUGAGGAGUAUGUUGAUAAGUGGAGAGAGGUUGAGAUGUCAAGAGAAGGAGAUGUUGCAGUCACAAGGCAGAAUCAAGACUCAGUCAAUGUCAGUAAAACAGUCAAUGCACUCACUGAUCUUGUUGAAGAAGGAAGUACUGUCGCCAUUGCAGCAGCUGAUGACGCCAUAUAUGAUUACUACCUCUUCAAAGUUACAAGCAGUGGUGCCAUAAUUUUGGGUGAAGAUGAAGUUGAUGACUAUAGUGCUGCUUAUCAGAAAGGUUCCUUUGUCUUCAAGGGUAACUUUUUCCUAAGGGACAAUAUUAUAGACAUGACCUACAAGCUUGACAAUAAACAAGCUAUUGUGUAUGCAAACACUGUCAGGACUAUCUGUGGAGAACUCAAGAAAUUAAAUAGGCGUAGAAAUGUAUUAUUCCAGCUUUUACCCAACCAGCAUGAGGAAAUUAUGUCUUUUUUUAGUUAUGUAAAUAAAACUGUGUUAUUUCUAAACAGAAUCGUGAAUUUAAGCCUGCAAAUGUGUAAAUAGAAUAUAUGACCACGCCUGCUAUGCAUUCUGGGUAUUAAGUAAUGAGGAUAAUUUAACAGAUAACAUCAAAUAUUUUCUCAAAAAGUAGUUCUUACAAUAAAAGUUUAUGAAUAAUCUAUGUUUUGAUGAUUUUUUGGUAAUUUUAUGAAGUUGCUAGUUUUUCCCUAAUGUUACGCAUUUGUACCCCUGGAUCUUGCAACUGAUCAAAACUAAUGUUUAUGUUGGACUUUAAAGAGCCCAUUGACAUUUGCAGUUCUCGAAACUUAUUACAGUAAUACAUUUGUCAAUAAUUCAUUAGAACCCAUUUACAUUCCUUGAAACUUUCAUUUCAAUGAAACUUAUGUUCAAUGUUGGACAUUUUACAACCCACUGGCAUUUGAAGUUUUACAAACCUUUAUUAAAUGAAACUUAUGGUUAUAAUCGAUUAAGACCCGUUGACGUUGCAGUUAUUCAAACUUUUUGACACUAAAAUGUAUGUUCAACUUUUUGGAAACAAUUGACAUUUGCAGUUCUCAAAACUUUUAUUACAAUAACAUUAUGUUACUACUGGAUUAGAACCCGUUCAUGUUUGCAGUUCUUAAAACCUUUAUUACAGUAAAUCUUAUGUUGAUGUUUCUACUUUUCAAUAAAUAUUGUGUUCUACCAAAAAAUUAUGUCACUUAUUCAGCAGCAACUCAACAACAUGUAGACGACUUCAGGCAAAAUACAGACUUGUACCCAGUCAUUACUUUUGCACUCUGGAAGUCCGCGUGCCCAUAUCUCUUGGCGCGCUCCCUAUAAGCAAAUGGUGAGAAGAGACUGGGUACAAGUCUGCCCAAAAUAUCUAUAAAGGUAGACGUGUAUUUUGCACUUUCAAAAUACACAUGGUCACAUUACUAAUUCUCUGCCCAUUCCCAACAUCUUGAACAAAAGCUAUUCAAUUGCAUUCAGGCCCGCACUUUCUAACCUGUGGUUACUACUAGUUUAUAUUGCACUAUGCCACUGUUUCCUUCAUCAUUUUAUAAUCUCUUUAACCAGCCAGGAUCUCUUACAACAUUUGCAAGUGUCUUUGUUGUCCUUUAUUUUGUUUUCUCAUUGGUCAAUUUCUUUAAGUAUGAUUGUAGAGCCUUGAUAUUUGUUAUUUUAUUAAGCAACCACUUUAAAUGUUCAUUUUGCUCCAAUUUUUACACUUGCUUCAAUACUUUAGUAUAUUUCAUUUAUCAAAGAAUAAUUAGGUGUGUGUGAUGAACAAGUAUGAGUGAUUUUGGCCCCAAUAUUUCAUUGAAAUGUUGCAAAUUUGUUUGAGAAAAGUAAAUUUAGAAACCAUUGGAGACAAAUGGAAGGCAACUGUUUAGAAUUUUUUGAAGCCCCACAAGGUGUAUUAAGACAGAGGCAGUGUACUGAAAAAGGAAAGACCUUCAUUUCCCACAUUUGAUGGAAAAAUUGUUAGGCUAUCGGAAGGAGAAUUACUUGGCAGAUUAACCAGAUGGAAUCUUUGAUAUGCAUUGAAGAAAAUGUGGAUGUCAUUGAAAACAAGCUCAGCGAAGUUUGUAGCACCAUGGAGAAGCUUUAAAGAUGUGUUGCUGUACUGUUGGACAAUCUUGAAAGUGAAAUUGAUCAAAGUGUAGCUAGUGACUGGUAUACCAAACAGAGUGACAGAAUCAAUGAUUUCACCAAGAAAAUGGUACAAUGGACUGAACAUGCAAAAGAAGCUCCAGAGAAUGUGAGAGAGGAUUCAAGCCAUCAACCUAAACUUUCCCCAGAGGUCUUUCAUUCUCAGCCAUCUUCAAUUUCUGGGUCUUCUUUCAUGUAGUUUUAAGUACAUACACCACUUUAAGAAUACCUUCAAAAACUGCCACGGGUGUCAGCUCUAAUCCAGAUUAUUAUGACCAACCUAGAGUACCUCCUAAGCCAAUGCAGCAACAUCUCAGCUUGAAUCCAUUUGCCUCUGAGUUUUCCAGCUCUGAUGCGUGGCCAAAUACAAUGCCAAUGGAGUUUUAUGAUGCACUUCAUUAG
This is a messenger RNA of Pocillopora meandrina, 6944 nucleotides long. The record is from the annotation of a GenBank genome assembly. NCBI's taxonomy places the organism in Eukaryota, Metazoa, Cnidaria, Anthozoa, Scleractinia, Pocilloporidae.